AUGGUUGCGUUCGGGUAUCGACUGGUGAAUGUUUUAGGCAAGUCAUUCACUGGUGGGAAUCUAGUGUUUACACCUGAUGGGGAGACAAUCUUGUCACCGGUCGGCAACCGUGUGGUGGCGUUCAGUCUCGUUUCUGCCGGGAGUCGGACACUUGAUGCGAUCUCUCGCGCUGACAUCGAAGUCCUUGCUCUCAGUUCAGCAGCAUCUGGUGAUUAUCUGCUUGCAGUAGACGUAGAUGGCCGAGCGCUCUUCAUAAGUCUUGUGUCAGGGGCUGUCCUGCACCGCUUUCGCUUCUGCGGUGGGGCCGUCCAGCAAGCUCUCUUUGCCCCGGACGGUGAGCGCUUAGCCGUAGGCGUCGGUUCUAGCCUGCAGAUCUGGCAGGUUCCCACGGACCGAGCGUUUCUUCCGGAGUUUGCGCCGUUCGUUCGCGUAAAAACGAUAGCUGCACACCCUGAUCAGGUGACUGCACUGGCGUGGUCGCCUUCGGGGCAACUGCUGUUGUCGGGUGCGCGAGACCACAGUCUGCGGCUUGUGCACGCCAACGGUGGCUUUGACGCACCGAUAUCCUUGCGAGGCCAUCGAGACGUGAUCCUGUGGACUGCUUUUGGGCAGGAUGAUACCCAAGCCUACUCUCUGAGCGUGGACGGCACACUGAUCACCUGGCGAAUCGCUCGCGAGGCCACAGCAUCCAUCGAUGAGCGGGAACGAGCAAUGGAGUCCGUUCACGAGCCGGACGGCAUCCUUGAGGAUGCACCUCCAUUGCCUGCGUUAAACGGUCUCAGCGAAACACUGGCGAAGAAGCGUGGAAACGAUGCAACCGCCAGCAACGGUACAGGAACGCGGACGCGCUCCGGUCGCCGCCGGAAUGCACACCGAGAGCUGGUUCGUUGUUUGAACAAGACGAACCUCUUCAUUGGCAGCGAGGGUAGUCGUCAGCCGCGGCAUGUGCGCGUCACAUGUGCGCAUGCGCUCAUGAAGCGUCGGCUCCUUGCCCUGGGUCUUUCGAAUGGCGUUCUUAUGCUGGUGGAGCUUGAGCCCCAGCCCGAGCCGGGGGUGAUGACGCGGCUUGUGCAGCAGUUUUCGGUUUCGGCAGCACCAUUAUCGGCGAUCACCAUUCAUCCUGAUGGAGAAUGGAUUGCGCUCGCUUCUGCUUUGACGUCGGCGCUCAUUGUCUGGGAAUGGACCAGUGAAAAGUACGUGCUGAAACAGCAGGGGCACUGGCUGGACCUAACCUGCCUCGCCUACGCACCGAGAGGAGAUGUGAUCGCUACUGGUGCCGCGGACGGUCUUGUGAAACUCUGGUCAACGUUCACCGGGUUCUGUGCAUUGACCCUGGAUGAUUUGCACACGCAACGCUUAACGGGGCUUGCUUUUUCCCAACGGAGCGGCGUCCUUUUUUCCUGUUCCACAGACGGCACUGUGCGAGCGAUCGACUUGAAGCGCUAUCGAGCAUUUAGGACGCUGCGUGGACCAGCUGGCGCCUCCAGCGGUGUAAGCUAUCCUUUUACCUGCCUUGCGGCAGAUGAGAGCGGAGAUCUGGUCGCUGCCGGUUGCAAAGAGCCGUUCGUUGUCUGCGUAUGGCAUGUGCGCACGGGGCAGCUCCUGGAGACGCUUGCUGGGCAUGAAGCUCCAAUUUCUGCGGUCGCUUUCAACGGCGUCACAGCGGAAGCAGAGGGCUUGCGUUUGGCCUCGGCGUCCUGGGACGGCACCGUGCGACUCUGGGCGCUGCUCGCGACCGGGAGCCGUCUUGAUGCGCAGGUGCUGCGUCACGCGAAGGAGGUUCUGACUAUGGCCUUCCAUCCCGACGGGCGUGAGCUGGUUAGUGCGACAGCGGAUGGGACGCUCACCCUGUGGGAUACGCGCCUCGCUACCGUGCGAGCAACUCUUGAAACGCGCCGAGACUGUGAGGCAGCCGGAGCCCGAGACGCGCCCUACGUGUCCACUCUUUGCUACACAACGGAUGGGCAGUUCUUGCUUGCUAGUGGCGGCGAUGCUACUGGUGUACUCGUGUACAGCCGUGCGACGUUGCAAUGCAUCCGCCGGAUCGAACUCUUUCCGACUUUUAUAUGCGAACGACGAUCAGCGGCGAAGGCAGCACCAGCGACCUCGGCAGCACCAGCCUCCGAAAACAAGCUUCUGCGUGCGCUCGCCGCCAAAACCCCAUCAUCUGAGACACGAACGCAUCGCCUAGCACUCCGAAUCCUGCACGAGCAUCGUGAUCGAAAGCGUUCUGCGCGUAUGCUUCGUGUCCAGAGCAUCCAGGUUGCACCCGGAACGGAAACCUGGGCGGCUGCGACCACCGACGGGCUGUUUCUCUUUGCACACGCCUUGGGAAGUUUUGCGACGGCGGCUCCACUCUGGCGAGGCUCGCUCGGAGCUGCCUUUGAUCCCGUGGAUCUGGCCGUGGACGUCACGCCGUCGAAUAUGCUCCAAGCGAUUCGCGAGGGUCGCUGGGCCCUGGCGCUCUCGCUCGCGCUUCGGCUCAACGAACCAGGCUACGUCUACGACAUGCUGGGGCAUGUUCCAGCGGACCAAGUCGACAUCGUUGUCCGCGCGCUUUCCGCUGUCCACGUACCGACCCUCAUCUCACUCUUGGCCGAGGCGCUUGUUGGUUCGUUGCGACUGAAGCGCUCUCGCCAUUGGGAGUAUCUCCUGCGCUGGUGCAGUGCAUUGCUCGUCUGGCACGGAGAGGCUGCCACCCGGGCCACUGGGACGAAGGGCGAGCCCGUGCCUCGGCGGCAGCUGCGUGUCGGGCGCAACUAUCGCCUGGACGCUGCGCUUUUAGCACUGCAUCGAGCGCUUCUGCACUAUCGGGAUACCCUGGAGCGACUUUGUGACGAGAAUCGCGCCCUUCUCCAAUUGUGUGUCGAUAGUGCCCCAGUGGAGCAGGUAACAUCGACGUAG
This is a messenger RNA of Cyanidioschyzon merolae strain 10D, 2904 nucleotides long. Its product is annotated as U3 snoRNP component PWP2. The record is from RefSeq and is a predicted model, not a curated record. The coding region runs from base 1 to 2904 and encodes 967 amino acids. The transcript has a single exon. NCBI's taxonomy places the organism in Eukaryota, Rhodophyta, Bangiophyceae, Cyanidiales, Cyanidiaceae. Gene Ontology annotation, cellular component: small-subunit processome; Pwp2p-containing subcomplex of 90S preribosome. Gene Ontology annotation, biological process: maturation of SSU-rRNA from tricistronic rRNA transcript (SSU-rRNA, 5.8S rRNA, LSU-rRNA); ribosomal small subunit assembly. Gene Ontology annotation, molecular function: protein binding.